AUGCGGCGACGGGGGGCGAGGCCUGCGCUUGGGUCCACGGCCAUGUUUUUGCUCGCCGUAGCCGUGCUGGGAUUGAUGGGGAAAUGCGAGGCGAAUGGUGUCGCCGACACCUAUGAAUUUGAGGAGGCAGUGUACACCGUAGCUGAGGAUGUCGGCAGCGCUACAGUCUACGUGAUAAGGACCGGACCUCAUGAUGCACCCAAUUCAACAGUUGAUGUUGCAACUUCUGAUGGAACAGCUGUAGCUGUGAAUGAUACAGACUAUACGGCCGUUACUGACACCCUAGACUUUCAGCUGACUAAGAACAGAGUAGCUUUGAGUGUUCCAAUCAUGGAUAAUGACGUGGAAAACGAAGAUUCCGUAUAUUGUUUCACCUUGACAUUGUCAAAUCCAAAUCCAGUUGGCACUCUUGGGGCAAACUCACAAGUCUGCAUCAUCGAAAAUGAUAAUUACUUUGGUGGCACUUGCCCCCCACCGGAAGCUGUGAUAGAAUCCAAUGGACAAGCAGUCAUUGAGGUCAAUGUCACCAGUGCUAGUGAUACUGCUGUCAUCACGUGGACCGACCCUACGCCUGCUGGUUUUCAGAGGCUGUACACAUGCUUCCCUAUAGGGCCAUCUGAUCAUGAAUGUAACAACGGGGAUUCCUUUCCCAUUUCAUACACAUUCACAUCUGAUGGAUACAACAGAAGGAUUCUGGUCACAUACACGGUCUAUACUACAGUUGGACUAACGAUGCAAGAAAAGUGUGAUUUUUACCUGCGUGUUCUUGAUCCGUUCCCCCCGGAGAUUACCUGCCCAAGUGAUAUUGUAGUAGCAGCAGGUGAAGGCAUCAUGAACGGCACGGCUGACUGGGUCGAACCAGUUGGCACAGACAACUCAGAUGUCACAACUAACUCGUAUUCACCGCCUUUGUUUCUGAACAUCGGCUCCCAUGAGUUCACCUACACCGCUGUGGACAGCUCUGGAAAUGAAGCGUCCUGCUCUUUCAAUGUCGCUAUCACUGAUGGGACAGCCCCUGAGAUAGAUUGCCCAGCCAACAUCGACACAGACACAGAUCCCCAGCAGAGCUAUGCCACGGUGUUGUGGUCUGCACCCAAUGUCACGGAUAAUUCUGGUGAGAUGAUCGAACCAGUGCUGUCUUCGGCAUCCGGAUCCACAUUUGAAAUAGGCAACCACACCGUGGAGGUAACUGCCACAGAUUCCCACAACAACACCGGCAUGUGCUCCUUCACCGUUAUCGUUCGAGAUCUUGAACCUCCUGUGAUCACGUGUCCAGCUAACAUGACCGUUCCGACCAAUGCAAGUGUAGACAACGUAACACUGGCACUUCCUGAUCUGGCCUCGGCCUCCGACAACUUGGGAACAUAUGAUGUCAAAAUUGCCAUCGCUGACAUUCUGUACUCGGUGGGGGAGAGUGUAACGCUUUAUCUUGCGACUGGGGAAUAUGCACUACAGUACAAUGUUACUGACCCUGCAGGAAACAGCGAGAGUUGUUAUACAUUCUUCACCGUUGUCGAUGAGGAGGCGCCUACCAUCACCUGUCCAUCAGUGGGUUCAAGCACCACAGAUCUUGGCUUGCCAACUGCCAAUGUAUCCUUCCCUGAUGCUACUGCCUCUGAUAACUCCAUGCUGGCAGUCACAUUCAGUGCCAAUGCCACAUCCGAUACCCCUUUCAAUAUCGGUGAUACUGUUGUCCAGUUUGUCGCCACCGAUAACAGCGGGAACACUGACGAUUGCUUUUUCACCAUCACAGUAAUAGAUGAUGAGGACCCUGUGGUAGACUGCCCUAUGAACAUUGAAGUCGAUGCAGACCUGGGACAGAACUACUCCACCGUGAUGUGGCAUGCUCCCAACGUGACUGAUAACUCUGGUGAAUCCAUCACACCAACGCUGAGCCACAACUCAGGAGAUCAGUUUCCAUUUGGAUUAACCACAGUCACUGUGAAUGCCACCGACUCCAGUUUCAACGUUGGCUCGUGUGCCUUCACUGUUUAUGUUCUAGAUCCUGAGCCUCCGAUGAUUACCUGCCCGGACAAUCAAACGAGAUCCACAGAUCUGAAUGUAAAUCAUGUCAGCCUUGCACUACCUGAUGCAGCCUCUGCUUCUGACAACUCGGGAUCAUAUGUCAUCACCAUUGAUGUUGCUGGUUCUAUAUACAGCGUUGGUGACAGCGUUUCCCUUGACUUGGCUACUGGUCAACAUUUACUGCAGUACAUCAUCACAGACAAUGCCUUGAAUAACGAUACAUGCGAGAUGUACGUCACUGUGAUUGAUGAUGAAGAUCCAAGGAUCACAUGUCCAGCGGCAAUGACAGUUCCUACUGAUGCUGGCUUAGCCACAGCCAAUGUAACCUGGGAGCUAGCCACUGUCGUGGAUAACUCCAUGCUGCCCAUUACACCUGUAGACGAUCCAGUAUCUGGUUCAAUCUUACCCAUUGGUGAUACUACAGUGCGGUUUAAUGCUACGGAUGAAAGCGGCAACAGUGCCUAUUGUACCUUUGUGGUAACAGUUGAAGAUAUGGAGCCUCCAUCAAUAAACUGCACAGAUCUCACAUUUUCAACAUCCCCUGGCUUACCAACUGCCUAUGUGACUUAUGAUGAACCCCCUGCCACUGACAAUGUUGGAGUGAUGAAUACCAAUUGUUUCUAUGUUGAGACUUCUGGGCAAGUACUCGGUGUCGGCAUGCACCAAGCUAUUUGUGUGGCUACUGACUCAUCUGAUGAGAGGUUGACAGACGUAUGCACUUUAAUUAUCACUGUUGAGGAUAACGAAACUCCCAACAUCACCUGUCCUGCCAAUGAGACAGUUGCCACUGAUGGCGGUGCAGCUGUGGCUACAUUUGUCUUACCGGAUCUAGACUCUAGUGUUGACAACACUGAGAACUUCACUGUCUCCAUUGAUGUCGCUGGUGCCCAGUAUGACAUUGGUGACAAUGUAACGCUGAGCCUGGCUACCGGUGUGCAUCUGUUGCAGUACACUGCAACUGACUUUUACAAUAACAGUGAAGUGUGCGAUAUGUUCGUUACUGUGAUUGAUGAUGAAGAUCCAAUGAUCACAUGUCCAGCGGCAGUGACAGUUGGUAAUGAUGCUGGCUUAGCCACAGCCAAUGUAACCUGGGAGCUAGCCACUGUCGUGGAUAACUCCAUGCUGCCCAUUACACCUGUAGAUGAUCCAGUGUCUGGUUCAAUCUUACCCAUUGGUGAUACUACAGUGCAGUUUAAUGCUACGGAUGAAAGCGGCAACACUGCCUCGUGUACAUUUGUGGUAACAGUCGGAGAUGAUGAGGACCCUGUAGUAGACUGUCCUAUGGACAUUGAAGUCGAAGCAGACCCUGGACAGAACUACGCCACCGUGAUGUGGUCUGCUCCCAACGUGACUGAUAACUCUGGUGAAUCCAUCACACCAACGCUGAGCCACGACUCAGGAGAUCAGUUUCCAUUUGGAUUAACCACAGUCACUGUGAAUGCCACCGACUCCAGUUUCAACCUUGGCUCGUGUGCCUUCACUGUUAAUGUUCUAGAUCUUGAGCCUCCGAUGAUUAUCUGCCCGGACAAUCAAACGAAUUCCACGGAUCUCAGUGCAGAUGAUGUCGUAGUUGCACUACCUGAUGCAGCCUCUGCUUCUGACAACUCGGGAUCAUAUGUCAUCACCAUCGACGUUGCUGGUACUACACACAUGGUCGGCGACAGUGUUACCCUCGACUUGGCUACUGGUCAACAUUUACUGCAGUACAUCAUCAGUGACAAUGCCUUGAAUAAUAACACAUGCGAUAUGUUCAUCACUGUGAUUGAUGAUGAAGAUCCAAGGAUCACAUGUCCAGCGGCAAAGACAGUUCCUACUGGUGAUGGCUUAGCCACAGCCAAUGUAUUCUGGGCGCGAGCCACUGUCGUGGAUAACUCCAUGCUGCCCAUUACACCUGUAGACGAUCCAGUAUCUGGUUCAAUCUUACCCAUUGGUGAUACUACAGUGCGGUUUAAUGCUACGGAUGAAAGCGGCAACAGUGCCUAUUGUACCUUUGUGGUAACAGUUGAAGAUGAUGAGGACCCUGUGGUAGACUGCCCUAUGGACAUUGAAGUCGAUACAGACCUGGGACAGAACUACGCCACCGUGAUGUGGUAUGCUCCCAACGUGACUGAUAACUCUGGUGAAUCCAUCACACCAACGCUGAGCCACAACUCAGGAGAUCAGUUUCCAUUUGGAUUAACCACAGUCACUGUCAAUGCCACCGACUCCAGUUUAAACAAUGGCUCGUGUUCCUUCACUGUUAAUGUUCUAGAUCUUGAGCCUCCGAUGAUUAUCUGCCCGGAGAAUCAAACGAAUUCCACAGAUCUGAAUGUAAAUCAUGUCACGGUUGCACUACCUGAUGCAGCCUCUGCUUCUGACAACUCGGGAUCAUAUGUCAUCACCAUCGACGUUGCUGGUUCUACAUACAUGGUCGGCAACAGUGUUACCCUCGACUUGGCUACUGGUCAACAUUUACUGCAGUACAUCAUCAGUGACAAUGCCUUGAAUAAUAACACAUGCGAUAUGUUCAUCACUGUGAUUGAUGAUGAAGAUCCAAGGAUCACAUGUCCAGCGGCAAAGACAGUUCCUACUGAUGAUGGCUUAGCCACAGCCAAUGUAACCUGGGAGCUAGCCACUGUCAUGGAUAACUCCAUGCUGCCCAUUCAACCUGUAGAUGAUCCAGUAUCUGGUUCAAGCUUACCCAUUGGUGAUACUACAGUGCGGUUUAAUGCUACGGAUGAAAGCGGCAACAGUGCCUAUUGUACCUUUGUGGUAACAGUUGAAGAUGAUGAGGACCCUGUGGUAGACUGCCCUAUGGACAUUGAAGUCGAUACAGACCUGGGACAGAACUAUGCCACCGUGAUGUGGCAUGCUCCCAACGUGACUGAUAACUCUGGUGAAUCCAUCACACCAACGCUGAGCCACAACUCAGGAGAUCAGUUUCCAUUUGGAUUAACCACAGUCACUGUGAAUGCCACCGACUCCAGUUUCAACCUUGGCUCGUGUUCCUUCACUGUUAAUGUUCUAGAUCUUGAGCCUCCGAUGAUUAUCUGCCCGGAGAAUCAAACGAAUUCCACGGAUCUCAAUGCAGAUGAUGUCAUAGUUGCACUACCUGAUGCAGCCUCUGCUUCUGACAACUCGGGAUCAUAUGUCAUCACCAUCGACGUUGCUGGUUCUACAUACAUGGUCGGCGACAGUGUUACCCUCAACUUGGCUACUGGUCAACAUUUACUGCAGUACAUCAUCAGUGACAAUGCCAUGAAUAAUAACACAUGCGAUAUGUUCAUCACUGUGAUUGAUGAAGAAGAUCCGGUUCUGACGUGUCCCGAGGACCAGAUGGUCGUGGUUCCGGACAACCAAUUGGAAGCCACCGUCACCUGGCUUCCACCCACUGUGACCGACAACUCGGGCGAGGUCCCCGAAGCAUUCCCCUCCCAGGAGAACGGGACAGCCGUACCGAUUGGUGUAGAGACUACCAUUUUCUACAACGCAACAGACUCUGCAGGCAACACUGGCUACUGCGACUUCACCAUUCUUGUGAUAGACAAUGUACCACCGGUCAUCACCUGCCCAGCUACCUUGACAGAGCCAACAGCAUUCAACAAGUUUUACGGCCCCGUCACCUGGGUCCCGCCUACAGUGACCGACAAUGUUCCGGCGACGGUCACGGUCAUGUCGGAUUACGUUAACGGCAGUAACUUUGACCUGGGAGAUACAGUCGUGACUCUAACAGCUAUUGAUGCCGCUGGUAACAACGAUACAUGCCAGUUUACAAUCACUAUCGUCGACUUGGAGCCGCCAGUUAUUUACAACUGUUCAGACGAUUUCAAUGUCACCACUGAGCCUGGAGAGGCCUAUGGGAUACCAGUGUUCACUGAGCCCACGGCCCAGGAUAACUCGGGCUCUGUCACCAUCGCUGGUCUGGGCCGGUCGGGGACCCAAUUCUCCAUCGGCCCGACUGAAGUCACAUAUGUGGCAAUCGAUGCCGCCGAUAACCCCACUGUGUGCAGGCUGACCAUCCUUGUGAUUGAUGAUGAAUGUCCAACAAUUCAAUCAGCAUCAGAAUGUCCUGCGGACAUCGUGGAAUUUAUACAGGAUGCAAACUCGGACAACUUAACAGUGACGUGGACUGACCCCAUCUUUGAGGAUAACUCUGGAAUCGCUCCCACGGUAACGGUCACUCCACUAGCUAACAACUCGUUCUUCCCAGAAGGCAACACCACCGUUACCAUAGUAGCUGAAGAUCAGUCCGGCAACCAAUUUGAGUGUGUUUUCUUGGUGACUAUUAAUGUGUAUGACAUGACUCCGCCUGUGUUCAGCUCUUGUCCACCCACUCUACCUCCCGUGACGACUGACCCUGGCUUGGACACGGCCUCACCAUUUGAUUUUGGCAUCACGGUUAGCGAUACUGGAAGUGGCGUUGAGAGUGCUGUCCUAUCAACCAACAUGCCAUAUCAGAUCGGUGACAACCUUGUGUCAUUGUUUGCCCGGGACUUUGCAGGCAACGUUGACUACUGCAACUUCAAUGUGACUGUCUCUGACAACGAAAUGCCCAAUAUUACCAGUUGCCCACUAGACCAAACGGUCUUUACCCGGACUGACAGUCCGUAUGGGUUCCCUACCUGGAUGGAUCCUGUCGCUGUGGACAACUCUGGCGUCGUCACAGUCAACUGCUCCAUGCAGUCUGGAGAUGCCUUUGUUAUCGCCGACACAACCGUGGUGUGCACAGCCUGGGAUCCCAGUAACAACAUGGAGACGUGCUCAUUCAUCGUCACCGUUGUCGAUAACCAGCCUCCCGUUGUGACGUUCUGUCCGGAAAACAUCAACCAGGGGACUGAUGCAGGCGAAGCCACAGCCGUUGUUACUUUCAGCCAACCAACGGCAACGGAUAAUGACGGACUGCCGAUCAUCCCAGUCGGUUCCCAUCCCAAUAAUUCAGCAUUUGACCUGAACGAUGCCUACGUCUCCUUCACCUUUACGGACUCCAGUGAUAACGUCGCAUAUUGCAACUUCACUAUCACAGUAGUUGAUGAUGAGGCACCAACUUCUGGUGACACCUGCCCCAACGACACCUUGGUCUACACCCCUACAGGCAGGCCUACCGCCCCGGUACAGUGGGUCAUUCCAAUGGCCUUUGACAAUGUCGGUGUCGUUGGUACAUCGUACAACCACCUUCCUGGUAAUGAGUUUCCCAUCGCCAUGACAACUGUGGUUUAUACGAGUACGGAUGCUGCCGGUAAUGUGGGCACGUGUCAGUUUGUGGUUGAAGUGCAAGAUACGGAAAACCCAGUGUUUGACCUGUGUCCGCUGCCUAUAACCCAGCCAACGGACCAAGGCAGCCCUGACGCUACCGUCUUCUGGACUGUGCCUAAUGUGACGGACAACUCCGGCAUCAUAGCGUCCCUGGAUGUCAGUAAUGUACCUGGUGAAAUGUUCUCUAUUGGCCCACACACUGUGACCUACACGGCUGUGGAUGAAGACAAUAACAUCGGCACCUGCAGCUUUCCUAUAACGGUCUCUGAUGAUGAGGCUCCUGUGCUGGAGAAUUGUCAAAAUAACGUCACGUUGUAUGUGCCACCUGACUCAACACAGCUGAGUGCCAGCUGGCCUUUUCCUACGGCCACCGACAACGCGGGGCCACCCACGGUCUUCAAUGCCACCUAUACAGAAAUUGCAGUCAGCCAGAGUCCGGUCACUGUAACCAUAGACUGGCAGGCUGGGUUUGUCACCGUUCAACAGCUGUACAUCGGACACUAUCGAUGCAUCAUCAGGGCAGAGGAUGCGGCUGGCAAUUCUGUAGAGUGUGUCACAGAAUUGUGGAUUCUCGAUGAUGUCAAGCCUGUCUUUGAUCAAUGCCCUCCUGUACUCCAAGCAAGCUACCCAACUGACUUGAACCUCCCAACAGCCGUCGUCAGUUGGACUCCACCAAAUGUAACCGAUAACAGUGGAGGAACUGUCACGGUCGAUGCCAGUCAUAUGCCAGGGAUGGCAUUCGACAUUGGAGUAACAACAGUCACAUUGGAUGCUACUGAUGACAGUGGCAACAUGGAGUCAUGCGUGUUCAAUGUCACUGUUGUCGACGACCAGCGACCCAAUGUGACCUGCCCUACUGGCUUCACACUCUACACUGAUCCUCAAUCCAAUGUUAGCACUGGUGGCUGGUCUCUGCCUGAUGAUGCAUUUGAUAAUUCAGGUGUCUUCACUGCGACAUCUUCACUGGAUCCUACAGAACCACUGGCUGUUUCUAAUCACCACGUCUCCUACACUGUUGUGGAUGCGGCUGGCAAUGACAUUAAUUGCGAUUUCUACAUUACUGUGCUUGACAACGAGGAUCCCUACUUUGAGCCGUGCCCGGCUUCGUUGACAUUUCAAACCGACCCACAGCAGAACACCGCCAAUGUGUCAUGGCCGCCUGUCAUUCCGAUGGACAACGAUGCAGUUCAGGAAUAUAACUCCAACUACCAGCCUGGGCACUUAUUCCCAAUUGGUGACACAGACGUUGAGUACAACGUGACCGACACAUCAGGGAAUAAAGGUUCCUGCUUUUUUGUGGUGACAGUUGAAGACAUGGAGCCUCCAACUAUUACUUGUCCCGAUCCAGCCAUUGUAACCGACACAGACCCUCAACGGAGUGUCGCUAAUGUGACAUUUGUCACGACUGCUGCUGACAAUAGUGGGGAGUGGACAGUGUCAUGCACCCCAGCCUCGGCAACCAACUUCCAAGUUGGAGUGCAGAAUGUCAUGUGUAUCGCCACUGAUCCCUCGGACAACACCGAAACCUGCUCAUUUGCAGUCUUGGUAUCAGACAACGAAGAUCCCGUCUUUGAUUUCUGUCCAUCUGAUAUCACACUCAAUGAACCACUGGAGAGUUUCGUCAACUUCACCAUCAUGGUCAACUGGACUCAACCUGUGGUGACUGACAACGUUGGCGUGGUUCGAUUGGAUGUAACUCAUGAACCAGGCAGUGUCUUUGGCAUUGGCAGUCACCUGGUUACGUACACAGCCUACGAUGCUGCUGAUAAUAUGGCUACUUGUCAGUUCAACAUCUUUGUAAAUGACGUGCAGCCACCAGUCAUCACUGGCUGUCCCAUGAACCUUCCUAGGUUCCCAACUGACCCCACUCGGGAUACAGCCAGAGCAUUCUGGGAUGAACCUCAAGCUUCAGACAACUCGGGUAGUGUAACUCUGACCUCUAACUACGACGUUGGUGAUGCGUUCCCUGUCGGAGAUACCGUGGUGGUGUACACGGCAGAGGAUGGCAGUGGUAACGCCGUCAACUGCAGCUUUGUUGUCCAGGUCUAUGAUAAUGAACCUCCUGCAUUCACUGGCUGCCCCUUCCAAGGAGUCACCAGUGAAACAAGUCUGCAGAGUGAUCGUGGAGUAGCUUCGUGGUCAGAACCUCAAGGCACAGAUAACGUGGCGGUAGCCAAUGAACAGUCAGACUACCAGCCAGGAGAUAGCUUCCCAUUGGGUGCAACUGUUGUGACAUACAAUGUGACUGAUACCGCGGGAUUGGUCGCCGAAUGUUCGUUCACUGUACUGAUCCAAGACAAUGAGGAUCCAGUCUUAGAGUGCCCGGAAGACAUAACCGUCAACAUCUUCACACAUCAAGGGAGCGUGGCUGUGAACUACACCACGGUCAAUGCCACGGAUUACGCCAGUGGGCUUGAUACAUUAACCUGCAGCGUUGCGUCGGGCUCGUCCUUCUCCAUCGGCACAAACGACGUCACCUGCACCGCUGAGGAUUUGGCCAACAAUGUCAACUUUUGCAUCUUCCGAGUGAUCGUGGUCGGGUCUGAUGACACCAUACUACCAGUGAUCUCCAACUGCCCGAUGAACAUCACGCUACCUUCCGACAACACUACGUCCACAACCAUCGUCAGCUGGACUCCCCCGACUGCCACUGACAACUCCGGUGACCCGGUCACCUUGGAUGUCACCACAGAGCCAGGAUCGCCAUUCGGUCUUGGAGUCAGCGUGGUGACCUAUACUGCAACCGAUGCAGCUGGCCUGGUCAGCACCUGUGACUUCAGUGUCACCAUACUUGAUCUGGAGAACCCUCAUAUCCUGCAGUGUCCAGCGGACAUCACUCGGCCCACAGAUUCCGGGAUGGACUCGGCCGUAGUGGACUGGGCCUCCCCUGGGGCCAUUGAUAACUCAGGCACGGUCACGCUGGUCGCUAGUGAAACCCCAGGCUCUGCAUUCUACCUCGGAGUGACUUUCGUCACCUACACUGCAACCGACACUGAUGACAAUGUGGAGCAGUGCAUCUUUAUGAUUGAAAUCAUAGAUGAGGAGGAUCCAGUGAUCACAGGCUGCCCCACUGUCCAGCUCCAGCGAGAAACAGAACCUGGCCAGAACUACUCCCUGGUCAUGUGGGAUGAGAUCGCCAUCAGUGAUAACAGCGGCAAUUGGACUGUGGAGACUACUGGCCCAUCCCAGGGGAGAAUCAACGUCGGUGAUCAUCAAGUCACCUAUGUGGCUACAGAUUCAGCUGGCAACACCGCACAAUGCAGCUUCUCUAUACGGGUUAUAGACACAGAGCUGCCGGUAUUCUCCAACUGUCCGACUGAGAUCAUCAAACUGGUGAAUGAGAGCGGGCGAGAUGCUGUGGUGACUUGGAAUUCACUCCAGAUCACCGACAAUGUCGGAGUAGACGCAGGAACCUUGUCGAGUACCCAUAACUCAGGCGACACAUUUCCGUUUGGUGGUCCCACCACAGUCACAGUCAAUGUGGCCGAUGUGAAUGGCAAUACCAACUUCUGCAGUUUCACCGUCACAGUCUCAGAUGCCCCUCAGGCCCUGAGUAACUGCCCCGUCUACAUCCAGCGGCCAACAGAUACUGGAGUAGCCACAGCUGUAGUCACAUGGAAUGAUCCCGACGUGGAGCCGCAAGGCGCCUCCUUUGACACCCAGUCAACCCCUUACACGUCGGGUGACACUGUCCCCCUGGGAAGACACAACGUCACCACCACCGUUUUCGUCGACGGAGACUUUAACAACCCAGCCCAGUGCACGUUUGUAGUUGAAGUCGUUGACAAUGAGCCACCAAGUUGGACAGCGUGCCCAGGUGAUGCAUCCAUCACUCCAUCCAUCGGAGCAGUCAACGCUUCUGUGACCUGGCCUCCUCCCAUGGCUCAGGAUAACUCUGGUUCUGUCCAGGUCUCGCCCGGCUCCCACAACAGCGGUGAUCUAUUCCCGAUUGGUCAGACGACCGUGACCUACACAGCCUCCGACGCCGUUGGUCAUGUCAUCACCUGCUCCUUCCUGGUCACAGUACGAGACUUGGAAGAUCCUGUCGUGACUUGUCCCGAGGCUAUGACUGUGAAUACCGACCCCAGCAAGGGAACUGCUACGCUCACCUGGACAGACGCUACGGCUAGCGACAAUGUGGCUGUCACCUCGCUCCUAGCCAGCCCUGCCAAUGGUAGUCCCUUGAUUGUCGGAGAGAACACUAUCACCUACACGGCCAUGGAUUUUGCGCAGAAUUCCCACAGUUGCUCUUUCAUCAUCACCGUCAUUGACAACGAGCCUCCAGUUUUCUCCAACUGUCCCUCCGUGGCCUCUGCCGUUGCCGCUACUGAUCAAGACAUGGCUAUAGUCGUCUGGGACCUCCCUUCUGCUUCCGACAACGCCGUGACCGUGACUGUACAGUCCUCUCAGUCGUCUGCUGCCCUGUAUCCCUUAGGGGUAACUCCUAUUGUAUAUCUGGCGACCGACUCGGCAGGCAACAAGGCCAACUGCACCUUUGAUGCGAUUGUCACGGAUUCACAGAUCCCAGUCUUCAGCAACUGCCCCGGUGAUCUGUCUGAGAACACUGCAUUGAACCAAGCUGUUGCCACUGGAGUCGUCUGGACACCGCCGACGGCCAGCGAUAAUGACCCACAACUCCAGACUGUUAAUAACUUUGAUCCACCCACUGACUUUCCUGAGGGAGUAACUGUAGUCAACUACACUGCAGUGGACCGGGCUGGUAACACGGCAUCCUGUAUCUUCACAGUCACUGUUACUGACAUGGAGGAUCCUGUCUACACUGGCUGCCCAGCUAGCUUCAGUGUCCCAGCCGACAUGGGAACCACGACGGCCAACGUGUCCUGGAUAGAGCCAACAGCCAGCGACAAUGUGGCUGUCACUAGCUCUGUCUCCGAUGUCUCACCAAACACUAUCUUUAACUUUGGGGCAACCGUUGUGGAAUACACUGCCAUGGAUGCGGAGGGAAAUACAGGAAAUUGCAUCUUCACUGUCACCAUCUUAGACUCCAAUGCUCCCCGCCUCGUCAACUGUCCAUCCAACCAAAUGUUUUGUGCCGACCAAGGGACGCUCUCUCGUAGCGUCGACUGGAUCGAACCCACUGCCACAGACAUUGAGGGCGCUGUCACGCUUACCAGUGACUACUCACCGGGGGAUACAUUCAACCAUACCGGUACCCCGACACCGGUAACCUACACGGCCACUGACGAGUCUAGCAUGACGGCAUCUUGCACAUUUGAUGUCACCAUUGACGACUGUGAGAAACCAGUCAUCAGUAACUGCCCGGCAGGCUUCAACCUGAAUGGUGACCUCGGCGGUGGAUCCGUGGCCGUCUCCUGGACUGAGCCAACCGCCACGGACAACAGCGGUCAGUACGAGCUGAACAGGACCCAUGCACCUGGGGAGAUAUUCACUGCAGAUACCUCGCCAGUCUUUGUACAGUACGCAGCUAGAGAUCCAUCCGGGAAUGUUGCCACCUGCGUCUUCAUGGUGGUUGUAACUGACACCACCGCGCCAGUCCUCAGAGACUGUCCGUCUAACCAGAGCAUUACCACUGACGCCAACUCCAAUACUGGAUCCGCCUCCUGGACCCCUCCCACCGUGGACAGCACUCCAACAGACCCUGUCAAUCUAGUACCAAGCCAUCAGCCGGGGGCAGCGUUUCCUGUGGGAACCAACCCAGUCACGUACACAGCUACAGAUGCUAGUGGCAAUCAAGUGGUCUGUAAAUUCUGGAUAAUUGUGAGAGAUAACCAGUUGCCUACAAUCACAUGUCCAGCUGACAUCACUCGAGAGGUUGCCUCGGGUAUUCCAUCGGACACGGUAUCCUGGGAUCCGCCGGUGGCUAACGACAAUAACGGCGUACCCACCAUACAGUGUGCACCGCCGUCGGGAACAGCCUUUGAUGUGGGCAUGGAUCACAUUGUGACUUGCACUGCGACAGACAGCUCUGGCAAUAUUGCACAGUGUACCAUUACUGUUAGCAUUGUUGAUGCAGGGAAUGCCAUCCUGAUAACCUGCCCCGACGACAUCAACAUUAACACUGCUACAGGACAACCCAACAACGUCGCCAAUUGGGAUGAUCCUACAACUAGUAGUUCCUCCCCGGCCAGCAUCACGCUGACUCCCACAAUCCAGUCAGGAUCCGCAUUUGGCGUAGGUGUUAACACGGUCAUGUACACAGCAAGUGACGGCAUGGGAAAUACGGCCACCUGUUCUUUCACUGUCACAGUCUCAGACAUGGAGCCUCCAGUUUUCCAAACCUGUCCCGAUGACAUCAUCGGCAUCCCUACCGAUGACAUUACUUGGACCACACCCACUGUGACAGACAACACCGUUAUCUUUACAUUGAUCGCCUCUAGAUCCCCGGGUAUGUUCAGCCUGGGAGUACAUCAUGUGACAUACACGGCGACUGAUGACCAUAACAACCAGCAAACAUGCACAUUCACUAUUACCAUUGAAGAGAACAACAAGCCCAUGGUGUCCAACUGCCCGGUCAUGUUGACCCGUUAUAUACCCGAGGGUGAGAGUCAGGUAGCAGUGACAUGGACCGAACCCACAGCUACUGACCAAGAUGGCAUCGCUAGGAUAGAGCAGAACUUCUACCCUGGACAGAACUUCACCCUAGGAGCGUAUCAGGUCACCUACAUGUUCAUUGAUAACGCAGGAUUUGCAGCCACGUGCCAGUUUGUUCUGAAUGUUGAACGAACGCCCGACACCACUCCACCAGACAUCACAAACUGCCCCAUGGACCAAGCAGAGACGCUCCCAGAGGGCCAGAUCAAAGUGGGUGUGUCCUGGACCGAGCCCACCAUUGUCGAUGCUAGGGGAACAGUCAGUGUGGACGUGAACUAUCACCCGGGAGACCUAUUCUCAGCUGGUACUACGCAAGUGGUUUAUGUGGCUACUGAUGGUGCUGGUAACACAGCUAACUGCACAUUCAAUGUGCAUGUCGAUGUGAUUGACACGGUCAAUCCCUUCUGGAGUGGCUGUCCUGGUGACAUCCAGGCCUUUGUUCCAUUUGGCACGCCCUCUAAAUCAGUGACCUGGACUCCGCCCACCGCCUCGGAUGCCAUCAGCUCGGUCACCACCACGGCGUCACACACUCCUGGUGCCCAGUUCAACGUUGGAGACACCCAAGUGGUCUACAAGGCUACCGACGUGGCUGGUAACCGGGGUUAUUGCAACUUCACCAUCACUAUCACAGAGGCUGUUGACACACAGGACCCCAUCAUUAACGGCUGCCCCAUGAAUAUCACCAGAGAAGUCAACCCAGGCAUCACGCAGCUGUCUGUCUCCUGGACCCCACCCACGGCCAUUGAUGAUUUUGGCACUCCGUCGUUUGUCUCCAACUAUCAGGUUGGGCAUACCUUCGCAGUCGGUACGCAUGAGGUCGUGUACACGGCCACAGACGGGUCUGGUAAUAGUGCCGAAUGUAGAUUCUCCAUCACGAUAACUGCUCUCACUGACUCGACCCCACCGACUAUCUCCAACUGUCCCGCCAACAUCACCAGGCGUGUUGGCGCUGCCGUGACGUCUAUCAUCGUUGCCUGGACACCUCCCACGGCCUCCGAUGAUUUCUCUGGCGUCAGUCUCACCACGACCCACAAUCCGUCCAACUCGUUCCAGUCCGGGACGACGGUUGUCACAUACACAGCUGAAGAUGGCGUUGGCAACACAGUCACCUGUGUCUUCAGUGUCAAUAUUAUCAAUGAUGCCACUGCUCCUGUCUUUGUGGGAUGCCCAAGUGAUGUUGGUGCGACUGCUCCCUCAGGCCAGAAUCAGGCCACUGCAUCCUGGACGCCCCCUACCGCUACCGACGACUCCGGGGAACCAGUUAACCUGCAAACCACUCACGAGCCCCCCACGCUAUUCAACCUGGGCAUGACGACGGUCACCUACACGGCCUUUGAUAACUACGGCAAUUCAGACACCUGUUCUUUCGUUGUCGACGUUGUUGAUGAUCAAGGUGCGCCAACCAUUCUGAACUGCCCAGACAGCAUCAAUCAUUACGUGGCGUCAGGGGUACCCCAAGCCAACGUAGCGUGGACCGCUCCUACAGCGCUUCCCGCUUCAGCGACUCUAACGACCGACCGUGAAUCAGGGACUAGCUUCAACGCUGGUACUAGCACACUGGUAACCUACACGGCUACAGACGACCUCAGCCGCUCUUCCACUUGCUCAUUUACUGUUGCUGUCAUAGUGGAUACCCAGGCUCCAGUGAUAGCGAAUUGUCCGGCCAAUAUUGCAGAGACUGUACCCCAGGGUCAGACGUCCCUCUCCGUCAGCUGGACUCCUCCAGUAGCCACUGACAAUUCAGGUCAAGUCACUCUGACACCGUCCCACAAUCCUGGCGAUAGUUUCACGGUACAGACCACGCCGGUCACCUACACGGCUACAGAUCCAUUUGGUUUGACGACAGUGUGUCAAUUCACUGUGACUAUCACAGUUUCUAACGACAACACGUUACCAGUGAUUUCCAACUGCCCGUCCAAUAUCGCGAGAGCGACAGACACUGGUCUGGCCACGGCCUCAGUCACAUGGACCGCUCCCACGGCAACCGAUGACCAAGGAGCUGUAACGUUGACGUCUGACAUCUCCCCUGGAUUUGCCUUCCCUAUUGGGAUGACUGAAGUUACGUACACGGCUAUCGAUGGCAAUAACAACCAAGUCACUUGCGUGUUCACUGUCACUGUUACUGAUGAAGAGAACCCUACUCUUGCUAACUGUCCACAGAGUUUCACUCUGUCCGUGGCCCAAGCCACGGAUCAGGCCAUCGCUAAUUGGACGCCGCCGACCGCCUCAGACAACUCGGGCACGGUAACCCGGACGACGACCUUUGAACCUGGCCAAUCACUGUCUGUGGGCCAAUAUCCGGUGACGUAUACAGCAAUGGACCCUGCUGGCUUGACGGCAACAUGCAUGUUCACUGUCACUGUACAACCUAGUACGGGCUGUAAUGCAAAUCCCUGCAACAAUGGUGGUGCAUGCAUCCCUGCUGCUAAUAAUGGAUUCACCUGCUCAUGUACAUCAUUCUGGAUGGGUACAACCUGUGAUGAGGAUGUCAAUGAAUGUGCGUCGGCCCCAGCAACUUCCGAGUGUUCAGCUAGGGGAUUGAGCUGUUUCAACCGACUGGAUCCCGUUGGCUACACCUGUGACUGCCCUGUGGGCUUCGUGAGAGCUGGAAACUCUGACAAUUGCUUAAGGGCGAGAAGUUUCCGCUUCCGAAUCACCAUUGUUGAGAUCAACGGAGCUCUAGCUGUGUUUGUCACAGGCCUGGGCAAUUCCAAUACCGUUAUUUUCCUCAGUCAUCAAAUACGACUUCAAGUUUUGUUUGCUCUGGUGUUUAGUGGCAUGCCGGGCUUUGGCAAUGUCGUCGUGCUGUUCUUCUCCCCCGGUAGCAUCGUGGUUGAAGCGGUGGUCAAUUUUGACCCAAGUUCAACAGUGACUCAGGAGGACGUCAAUAACGCCGUGCGGCAAGGAAUCACCACUGGAGAUCUGCUCAUGGGAUCCGAAUACAAGGUCACUCCUAGUCCUUCAGUUGUCAUCGAAGAGGUUUGUGUGGAUGGCUACUGCCAGAAUGGUGGGACGUGUGCACCCAGCUCUGCCAGCUAUCUCAGUACAUGCAUAUGCCCAUCGGGAUAUGGCGGUGACAGGUGCCAGAGUAUGAUUGUAACAACAACUACACCUGCGCCCGGUGGCGGAGGCCUGUCCACAGAAGCCAUCAUUGCCAUUGCCGUUGGGGCUGCUGUAGCACUCCUACUCAUAUUACUGAUAUCCUUGGCGGUGUGCUACCUGGCGACGCGAGGCAGAGGCAGGCGAAGCGACUAUUUGUACAGAGAGGAUUACGAGGGUGACAGAGGCCCGAAACACCGCACCAACGGGUCGGUGUAUGACGUACAGUUCCAACCAAGAGAGAAUAAUGGCUACAGGCCCUCAGCAGCAUCGCAGUUCUCUGUUCCUUACAUGGCAUCCGGGAGAGAAGCUGGAAUCCCGCUUCACCGGCUGAUAGACAGAGGGGAUGCUGAUUACUACUAGAUGAGGUCAAAGGUCAUGGUUGCUCAACGUUCCUGGUGACCCCUGACCUCUUCAAGAAAUUUAAUGUGCAUAACUGUAUAUGAGGAAGAAUAUUUUAAAACUGCUAUGCAAAUGAUUCUGUCAUUGUUACGGCAUGGACGGUAAUAUAUAUAUUUACUUUGAAUGACUUAGGUGAUUUUGAAACUAGCUAAGGCCUCUAUAUUUUAAAUGCAAAAGUUGGUAGCCAGGUCUUUUUAAAUUUGAAAGAUUAAUGGAUCAUAAGUUAUCAUUAGCAAUAAUAAGACAAGCUAUAUUCAAUUGAGAUACUGGUACAUAGUUUUAAGCAAUAUAUAUUUAACCUCAUGUAACUUACUAGUACUAAUUAUGUCUAUUCUAGAACAAUAACUCUUUCUGAAGUAGAGCAGAUUUAUUCAAUUUUAAUCACCCUGUGCAAGGCUCAAUGACUCGAAAACACCGAUUUUAUAAAAGAUUAUUGUACUAUAUCUAUACACAUUAUCCAGAUAUAUGAAUGCAAUAUUAUAUAGAAUUUGUUUUGCGUUAACAGUAAUAAAUCUAACAGUACUUACAAAAAAAUAUCUGAUUAAUUGGCGUAAAGUCAUGUCCCUCAUAUCAAAACACAGAUUGUGAGAAUUUAGUGUGAAUGUGUCAAACUUACUGAAGGAGUACUUUCGUCUGGAAUGCUAUAUUUUGGGCUCUUAAACAACUUCCCCUGAAAUGGUACUUGGAUUAAUGAACAAUGAAUAAGAUAAAUGUCAUUGCACACAACCAUUCCAUGAAAACAUGCGCUUUUCAUGUAUUUUUAC
This is a messenger RNA of Patiria miniata (bat star), 18095 nucleotides long. Its product is annotated as mucin-17-like. NCBI's taxonomy places the organism in Eukaryota, Metazoa, Echinodermata, Asteroidea, Valvatida, Asterinidae. Gene Ontology annotation, molecular function: calcium ion binding; protein binding. Bases 1 to 17292 code for a protein of 5763 amino acids. Gene Ontology annotation, cellular component: membrane. Gene Ontology annotation, biological process: cell communication. The transcript has 75 exons. The record is from RefSeq and is a predicted model, not a curated record.